CACAGAUGCGUGCUAUAAAAGUUAUAGUGCUGAGCUUGUUGCUGCUGCAGGUGGACGGAAACGAUAAAGCCAAUUCAACACAUACAACUCUAAACUCUCCAAAAAAUGACACACAAAAUAUUGUCAAAUUUGCUUUUCACGAUCACUGCGAUGAGAUUUACAAAGCGGAAAACUUGGCUGCUUACAUUAUUGAGGCCGUAAUGGAUAAAUUAAUGUUACGUCUAAAAACGGCUUGCGGGAUUGAGGAAAUUUUUCCCCUUGUGCCCAACAUCGUGGCGGGAAAUUUGUGGUGCAAUGGCAAUUUUCCGACAACCACAGAUGUUCUCUUGAACUACAUUUUUUACGACGUCGAUCGUGAUUGUCAAAAGAUACCAGGAUUUUAUGGUGUAUAUAUCAAAUUGGAAAAUUAAUUAAAAGUAUUCUUCUUUGAAGAAUGGUCGAUUAAAGCAUGUAUUUAUGUUGAAA
Messenger RNA from Drosophila innubila, 465 nucleotides. RefSeq lists its product as uncharacterized. Lineage: Eukaryota; Metazoa; Arthropoda; Insecta; Diptera; Drosophilidae. Bases 6 to 410 code for a protein of 134 amino acids. The record is from RefSeq and is a predicted model, not a curated record. The transcript is spliced from 2 exons.